Monopterus albus (swamp eel) is the source of this 2777-nucleotide messenger RNA. RefSeq names its product guanine nucleotide-binding protein G(I)/G(S)/G(T) subunit beta-1. The record is from RefSeq and is a predicted model, not a curated record. Bases 508 to 1530 code for a protein of 340 amino acids. The transcript has 12 exons. NCBI's taxonomy places the organism in Eukaryota, Metazoa, Chordata, Actinopteri, Synbranchiformes, Synbranchidae. Gene Ontology annotation, molecular function: protein binding. Gene Ontology annotation, biological process: signal transduction.
GUUACUGCGCCCAUCUCUGCUGUUUGAUGGCCGGAGGAAGAAGAGACUGAGAUUCUGGCUAGAAGGAAGAAAAAGAGGGACGACGACGGUGGGAAAGAGAAGACGGGGUUAUUUUGCUUUGUGUUGGAGUUUGUGUUGUACGGAAGAACGCUCAAAACGGACUCUGACACGUCUCUCUGGGUGAAACACCACCUUGUCUCUGUGCCGGUGUGUCUCCCCCUCGGCGGGUCAAAAUUGGGUUCGGGGAGUGCCGCUCCUCGGUAGCUAAACUAGCUAAAUCUGAGCGCCUCGGUGGAGAGAGGAGUAACAAGAUUUUGCUGUUUCCAGUCAAUGUGAUAGUAAACAGCGGAUACUCUCAACUGAAAGCGGGCCCAACCAGUGGAGUGUUCCUGACAGGCUGCAUCAAUCACCUGACUUCAGCCAAAAGUGAUGACCAGAAAUCCCCUAAAAAAGAAAGAUCAGCAAGAGUCUAGGCAGCGGAGCGAAGCACACCAUUAGUAGAGGAAAAUGAGUGAACUGGAUCAGCUACGCCAGGAGGCUGAGCAGCUCAAGAACCAGAUCAGAGAUGCCAGGAAAGCGUGUGCGGAUGCUACCCUGUCUCAGAUCACAGCUAACAUUGACCCUGUUGGCCGAAUUCAGAUGCGCACUAGACGGACACUGAGGGGGCAUCUGGCUAAAAUCUAUGCCAUGCACUGGGGCACUGACUCGAGGCUUUUGGUCAGCGCCUCCCAGGAUGGCAAGCUCAUAAUCUGGGACAGCUACACCACAAACAAGGUCCAUGCCAUCCCUUUGCGUUCCUCCUGGGUGAUGACGUGCGCCUAUGCCCCUUCCGGGAACUACGUCGCCUGUGGGGGCCUGGAUAACAUCUGCUCAAUCUACAACCUGAAGACCCGUGAGGGAAAUGUGCGUGUCAGCCGUGAGCUGGCUGGGCACACAGGUUACCUGUCCUGCUGUCGCUUCCUGGAUGACAACCAGAUUGUCACCAGCUCUGGUGACACCACCUGUGCUCUGUGGGACAUUGAGACUGGUCAGCAAACGACUACAUUUGCUGGCCACACCGGUGACGUCAUGAGUCUCUCUCUGGCGCCUGACACCAGGCUGUUUGUGUCCGGAGCCUGUGAUGCCUCAGCCAAGCUCUGGGACAUCAGAGAAGGAAUGUGCCGACAGACCUUCACUGGCCACGAGUCAGACAUCAAUGCCAUCUGCUUCUUCCCCAAUGGCAACGCCUUUGCCACGGGCUCAGAUGAUGCAACGUGCCGGCUGUUUGACCUGCGUGCUGACCAGGAGCUGAUGGUUUACUCACAUGACAACAUCAUCUGCGGUAUUACCUCCGUAGCAUUCUCCAAGAGUGGCCGCCUACUGUUGGCUGGCUACGACGAUUUCAACUGCAAUGUCUGGGACACUUUGAAGGCUGACCGUGCAGGGGUCCUGGCUGGUCAUGAUAACCGGGUGAGCUGCUUGGGUGUGACCGACGAUGGUAUGGCAGUGGCAACAGGGUCCUGGGACAGCUUCCUUAAGAUCUGGAACUAGAAUCUGAAGAUGGCAUCCGGACUCCUAAGUUGAGUGGAAGACCAUUCCAACAUCACCAUGUUCAAUUUUAUUGCAUAUCCAAUCUUUUCAAAAACACCAUGACACUGACUCCAAACACCCCAAAAAACUAUCAAGGGCAAGAAUUUUCUUUCUUUCCUUCUCAUUUAAAAGAGCACAAUUGUCUGUCACUCAUUCAGCUACAAUAAAAAGAAAAAAUACAGCUUGAGGAAUUCAGUUGUUUCAAAAUGGAACGGAGGGGAAAAUUGUGCAACCUUCCCAUGUCCAUGGUCUGGUAUUAUAGUAAGUGAAAAUACAAACACCCCGCCAGUGCUGCCACCACCACCAAGCUAAUGUGUCCUGCAUCCUCACACACAGGGCUCAAUGAAUAAGGUUAUUACAGGACAGUAAUCUAACUCUUAAUAGCUUUUUGGCCAUAAUGAUUCUUGUUUCUUUGUCGUUUUUAUAGUUUUUUUUGUUUUGUUUUGUUUUGUUUGUUUUUUUUGUUUGAGAGGGGCAGUGAACUGUCAGUUAAUGUUUAAAAUGAGGAUCAAAGCUUUGUUUUAUUUUCUAGUCUUUACACAUUUUAGAGAAUGUUUUUAAGUUGAAAACUAAAAGAACCUCCAGAUCAUGUCAGUUUAAAUCCAGGUAUAUCCAACUGGAGAGCAAAGAAUUCAACUUCAACAGGGAGUCCUCAAGCCACUUCUGGCCCUACUGUAUAUUUAGUCCCAAGAUACCUUUACUUUCUUUUUUCCAGUGUAGUACACAAAUCUUUGUUUGCACAAAAUUAAACUUUGCAUAUAUAGAAUAAUGUCUAAAGAAAAAGUUAACUAACCAAGCACAUGCUGUUUAUGAUAAUGAAUGCUUGUUUUUAAAUUGAAAAACAAACAAAAAAAGCCCAUUUUAAUCAUUCUUACACCUUUUUGUCUGCUGACAGUGUAGAAUAAUUAAAUGACAAUUAACCCAUCGGAACAUAAUCCACCCACCUCAUCAUUUCAUUUCAUUCUCCUUUAAUUUAGUUUUGUUUUCCCUGGUUUUUGUUGCCCGUGGUUGGGAACCGGUCAUGUGAUUUGGUCGGGUAGGGAGAACCUCCACUUUAGCCCGGUUGCAAUCCGGACGUUUCUCUUUUAACAGAGGUGCCCAUUCCGUGCUUGGAAAUGCAGUUACUACUCUGUGAAUGACAUGUUGUAUAAAUCAAUGUUUGAAAAUAAUGAUAUUGAAACUUUUUAAGUUAAAAAUGGAAAAAAAAA